Messenger RNA from Melospiza georgiana, 1665 nucleotides. RefSeq names its product small RNA binding exonuclease protection factor La (gene SSB). NCBI's taxonomy places the organism in Eukaryota, Metazoa, Chordata, Aves, Passeriformes, Passerellidae. Gene Ontology annotation, cellular component: nucleus; cytosol; cytoplasmic stress granule. The transcript is spliced from 12 exons. Gene Ontology annotation, molecular function: RNA binding. Gene Ontology annotation, biological process: RNA processing; positive regulation of translation. The coding region runs from base 91 to 1314 and encodes 407 amino acids. The record is from RefSeq and is a predicted model, not a curated record.
CCCUGCAGGCAGGACUCUGCCAGCCCCUCGUUCUUCCCCAGCCGCUGCCCCUGGAGGUUACUGGACCUGCGCUGCGUUCAGCUGGUGAAAAUGGCUGAAAAUGGAAAUGGUGAAAAUAUGUCUAUCUUGGAAAGCAAAAUCUGUCAGCAAAUUGAGUACUAUUUUGGCAAUCACAAUCUACCAAGAGACAAGUUUCUAAAGGAACAGAUCAAACUAGAUGAUGGCUGGGUACCUUUAGAAGUAAUGAUCAAAUUCAACAGGUUAAGUCGCCUUUCAAAAGAUUUUGGUGUUAUUGUAGAAGCACUGAGAAAAUCCAAGACUGGUUUAAUGGAAAUAAAUGAAGACAAAACUAAAAUCAGAAGAUCUCCAAAUAAACCCCUUCCUGAAUUAAAUGACCAGUAUAAGGCUGCAAUUAAAAACAGAUCUGUAUACGUUAAAGGCUUUCCACUAGAUGCUACUCUUGAUGAUAUCAAAGAAUGGCUUGAGGAUAAAGGUCCAGUUGAAAAUAUUCAAAUGAGGAGAACAUUGCAGAGAACGUUUAAGGGCUCAAUAUUUGCAGUGUUUGAUAGUGUUGAAUCUGCUAAGAAGUUCACAGAGAUACCAAAUCAAAAGUACAAAGACACAGAGCUGAUCGUACUUUUCAAGGAGGAGUAUUGUACAAAGAAGAAUGAAGAAAGGAAACAAAACAAAGUAGAAGCAAAAGCAAGAGCUAAACAGGAAAAAGAAGAAAAGCAGAAACAAGCAGCAGAUGCUGAAAUGAAAUCUCUGGAAGAAAAGACAGGAUGUCUUUUGAAGUUUUCUGGUGAUCUAGAUGACCAAACGUGCAGAGAAGACCUCCAUGAAGUAUUUUCUGGUCACGGAGAAAUCAAGUGGAUACACUUUGUCAGAGGUGCAAAGGAGGGAAUUAUCCUAUUUAAGGAUAUUGCCAAAGAAGCUCUGGAAAAAGCCAAAGCAGCACAUAAUGGAAACUUGCAGCUCCGGAACAAGGAUGUUUCAUGGGAAGUGCUAGAAGGAGAUGCAGAGAAAGAAGCUCUGAAAAAAAUCUUGGAAGAUCAGCAGGAAUUGCUGAAACAGAAAACAAAAGGGCGCAAAAUUAAAGGAAAAGGAAGAGGGGGAAAGAUACCUCAGGGUGCACAAAAAGGAAAAAUACAGUUUCAGGGCAAGAAAAUAAAGUUUGAGAAUGAUGAAGAAGAUGGUGAAAAUGAAACUAAAACAGAACCAGCAAGUCCCAAGAAGAGACCACUAGAGGAAACAGAAAAGGAAGAACCUGCACCAAAACAACUGAAAACAGAAAAUGGAGAUGGCAAUCAGUAAUAGUCAAAUAAAAGAAUUUAAAAAAUUAGUGGUUUUAUUGUUCCAUUUUCAAUAGAUUUUAAAUACAUGCCUCAGUUCAGGACUUUUUUGGCAGAAAAUCUUACGAAAUCCACUUCAAUGUCAACCUACAAUUAGAGAAAAGUUUCAUUUUAUUGGGUUACAGCUUUUUUUGUUUAAGAAGCAUGCUUACUGCUAACAUAAAACCCUGGACAACUUUUCUAUUUAUAGUUUUGUUUAUACUGUCAAAUCUUCUCAGUUUUUCUGGCAUCUCAUUCAAAUGUAAAAGGUUUUGGACUUUGUAAUCUUGUGGUUAUGUUUAAUAGCAGCUGGCAAUAAAUUCAGAACUUAAAA